GUACGUCAUUGGACAUCAUUGGAACGAAUUAUAAAGUGAUCGUAGUCGUGAACGAAUGAAGAAUUAAAUUAUUAUUUAUUUAUUUAUGUCGUCCUGUUUUGGGUAUUGAUUUAAUUGAUUAUCUGUCGAAAAAUACAAUAAUAUAAUGUAUUUAUUGAUAUAUUAAAUAGAAUUUCCUAACAAUGUGUUCCGAAUCAUUACCCAAAGAAUUCGAAAAAACUACCGAAGUAUUACCUAUAGUUACAUAUGGCAUUUCAACAAUUGAGGAUCUUAGGAGAGCAGAAGCAGAAAUUAAUUUGUUGGAGAAACUGAGACGCGCUGGCCUCAAUGCAUACGAAAUGAAAUUGUAUCAUGAAAACGAAUUGGGAAUUGUUGAUAAGCGCAGGAAAAUAGAAUCAUUAGUAUUAAAGGCACAAUUAGCAGCAAUUUAUGAGAAAAUUAGUGUUUAUGAACAAAUUGAGAGUUCAAAAAAAUCAAAAGAACAACCGAGUACCUCAAAGAAUACACCGGAAGAUGUUUUCGAAAGGCUUAAAGACAAGCCCAUAACCAUUUACCCUGAUCCACAUCCUGUAAAGAAUAAUAUUAAGGAAGUGAGUGAAAACUUCUUCACUUCAGAACUAGUUCCUAUUACAAAGAGGCGUAAGUCAUUAAGACGCUUCGAAAGGAACAAAGAGAAGGUCCUUUCACAGGAGGGGCAAGUGAAUAUACCUCUUCAUGUCACACCAGUCGUGAACAGACCGGGCAGUCUGUGGGAUGUCAAAGAAUUACCAAAGAAACCACAAAAUGUAGAGGCUCCUGACAAUUGUGAUACAAAGCCAAAGAAAAAUACCCUAUAUACAAUAAGGAAUAAUAAGAUCGUAAGGCUGGAACCGCUGCCAGGAGACCAGGGAGUCGUGGAAGAUGAGUACCAGGCUGUUGAUAUAGUAAUGCCAACAAAUUCUGCUGAAGAACAAUUGCUGGAAGGCACUAAAAUGGCAGUGGAUGAUAUAAAGAAAAUUGAAAGGUUCAAAGAUUAUGAGCCUGGAAUUCCAUCCAAGGUAUUGUACCUAAAGAAUAUAGCACCAUCAGUCACCGAGGAGCAACUUUCACUUCUAUUUAAUCAAUUUAUGUUGGAAAAUGGCGGCCCUGUAGAAGUGAAUCUGAUGUCUGGCCGCAUGAGGGGGCAGGCCUUUGCUUCUUUACAGAAUGUAGAGCUGGCGAUACGAGCGCUGGAAGAGGUCAACGGAACUAUCCUGAGUGGUCGACCGAUCAUCGCGCAGUUUGGCCGGGGCACCACAAGGGUUCAAGAAUAAGCAUAUUCCAUUAGAUACUAUUGAAAGUUGUAUGAACAGUGUCAUUUCAUUGGCUACCUGUUUGUAUGUGUGUAUUCGUGUUUGGUGUUCGAUACGUAAGCGUAUUUAAAAAAUUAAAAAAAAAAAUUGUUUAACAAAAAUCAUUAAAUGUUAUAAGUAUAAUUACAUUAUGUAAAUGUUGGUCAAACUCACUCAGUGUUCCGAAUUAUAGAAUUUAUGUGAA
This is a messenger RNA of Galleria mellonella (greater wax moth), 1515 nucleotides long. Its product is annotated as RNA-binding protein 41-like. The transcript is spliced from 5 exons. Gene Ontology annotation, cellular component: U12-type spliceosomal complex. Gene Ontology annotation, biological process: mRNA splicing, via spliceosome. NCBI's taxonomy places the organism in Eukaryota, Metazoa, Arthropoda, Insecta, Lepidoptera, Pyralidae. The coding region runs from base 183 to 1292 and encodes 369 amino acids. The record is from RefSeq and is a predicted model, not a curated record. Gene Ontology annotation, molecular function: pre-mRNA intronic binding; U12 snRNA binding.